This is a messenger RNA of Giardia duodenalis, 3108 nucleotides long. Its product is annotated as Coiled-coil protein. The transcript has a single exon. The record is from RefSeq and is a predicted model, not a curated record. The coding region runs from base 1 to 3108 and encodes 1035 amino acids. NCBI's taxonomy places the organism in Eukaryota, Fornicata, Diplomonadida, Hexamitidae.
AUGCCUUUAGCAGACUCCUCUCCCGCGGCCCCCAUGGCCACUGAUAUUAGCCGGAAGGACCGGGAGAUCGCUCGUCUCUCACAUGAGGUGACAACGCUAACGCUCACUGUCAUGCAUCUGCAGUCAGACAUCGAUGUCCGAGACGCCCAGAUUAGAACUUUGAAGAGCUCGUCCGGGGGCUCCUCCACUGACGAUGAGGUCAAGGAGCUUAUGGAGCUCCUUGGUGGGCUUCAGCAAGAGACCCAGCUUCUGAGACAGCAACUGGCUCAAAAGGAUGCAUUGGUAGAUGCUCUCAGUGCAAAGGUGGAGGGCCGGGUGAUAGACUUCGUAGCCGUUGUGAAAGAGAAAGACCUAGAGAUUGCAGAGCUGCAUGCAGAUCUCUCAAGACUUCGGGCAGACCACAUACGGACUAAGCGGACACAAGACGGGACAGGCUCCGGGGCCAAAACCCCAACUACACCUGUUUCUAUUAAGCGGUCCUCACUUAGAGAGUCCUUUGGCAAUACGCUUGAGUUCAAUAAGCUGAACGAUGAUCUCGCUAGCCGAGACGAGGAAAUAGCGCAGUUGACAACCAGUGUUGCUCGAUACCGACGUGAGCUAGAGGAGAUUCAGGCAGCAGACGAUAGCAAAGCCAGAGAGCUCCUGGAAAAAGAUCGCGAAAUUGAGGCCUUCAAGCAAUCGAUAGAGAUCAUGGCCAAUGAUUUGGAUCGUAAAUCUACCGAGAUUGCAAAGCUUACAGAGCAGUGCAAGACUUUAGAGGCUGAAUUGGUGAAGCUCUCGGAGGCGACGCAGAAUAAUUUGCGAUCGUCCAGAACCCUCGAGGGUAAGGUUGAGGAGUUAGAAGAGCUGAACAUGAACCUAGAUUUACAACUCUCGCAGGCCAAAGAUGAUUAUGCAUCCAUGAAUUCUUCGAUUACUGCAGAGCUCACACAGAGGUGUAGCGAGCUAGAGCUUCUCAGAAAAGAGGUAGACUCUCUUAAGGAGAUUAACAAAACACAGGCUAGUGAAGUCGACACUCUUCUAAGUGACACUAGCGUCUUGCGGAAGAACAACGAGCAGCUGCAAUUGAAGUUGAGAGAUUCACUCACAAGACUUGAUUCUCAACAGGAUCAUAUUGCAGCGAUUAGCGCAGAAAAGCAAGCAAGUGAUGAAGAAAUGGCCCUAGUAAAAGCCCAGCUGAACAGUCUUCAAGCCCAAGAAAUAGACAAUAGAAACGAAAUUACCAGUCUUUCCUCUUCGUUAAACAAAAAAGACGAGCAAAUAGCGGUACUUCAAAAACAGGUCGAGGUAAUACCAAGCCUUCUAGCAGAGAAGGAAGGCCUGGCCCUUGACCUACGAAAAUCCACAGAUUCACUAAAGGCGGCCACUGACACUAUUGAUCGUCUCACAGAGGAACUUGUUGACAAAAAGAAUAAGAUUUGUGCAUACAAACAUGAUAAUGAAUCAAUGUUUGAGGAUCUUAGAAUGCGCAAUAACUCUAUGGCCCAACUCCAAAAUGACCUCAAGAGGCUCAGCGAGAGCGCGUCCCAGCGCGAGGCAGACCUGGCCGAACAAGCUCAGAAGCUUAAGGCCGCACUGUCUGAUGGAGAGCAUCUGACUUGCAUCAACAUAGGACUCACAGAGGACCUCCAAGCCAAAACAGAACAGGUGGAAAAACUAGAAAAUAAUCUGACUGCUGAGAAAGCUAUAACAUUAGAAAAGAGUCAAGAGUUGGAAAGGGUCUCUGCGCUGCUUGAUCAACGAGAGCAUGAUCUGGAGGUUGCAGCAGAAACGAUUUCCACCAUGAAGAGUACCACUGAUUCACUAGAAAAGAAGGCUAAUGGCCACGAGACCAGAGUUCUUGAGCUUACUGUCGAAAAUGACAGGCUAAUGCGGGAACUGACGGAGUGUAGAGGAACAUUAGAACAAGCAGAGCAACAGAUUCGUGAAUUGGAGAUUGCACAAGCGGCUAAGCAUGAAAAGAUAGACACACUUGAGAAGGAGUUGCAGCGCUCUACGGAGCUAUAUUCAAGCAAGGAUGCUGAGCUUUUGCACGCUAGCCAGCGCCUUUCUUCACUCGAGGAAGAAAACAAGGCACUGGAAGCUACAGCCAAGGACUCGUUAAAUCAGGUGGCAGCAAAAACCGAGCAGCUCGACGCCUUACAACGUAGUGUGGCCGAGUAUGAUCGGAGCGCACGCGAAAGGGACUUAGAACUAGAAGCUUUAAAGAAUGAAGCAGAGGUGUCCAGCACCAGGCUGGCGAGCUUAUUGGCUCAAGAGAACAGCAACAAUGACCUUAUCGAGGGGCUCAAAAGGCAGGUCAAUGAGUUCAGCAACAAGCUUCUGGAAGCCAAGCAGGCACAACAGGAGUCCUCUCGACGCUGUGCUGAGCUAGAGACAGACUACUAUACCCUACAAUGUUCACUAGAGGAAAAGCAGGCCAGCCUCCAAUUAGAGACAGAAAAGUGUACGAACAUGGCCCACAAACUCUCGGAGGCCACUUACUUAGCAGAAAAGUACGAGGGGGAGAAGGCCCAGCUUAUCUCCCAAUUGCAGCAGACCCGAGAAGACCUUAAGGAGGCCGAGAAGGAAGCUGAAUUGGUGAGAACCAACCUUAAAGAGAAAAUAACAGAGUGUGAUGGCCUUGCAGUCAAACUGUCACUUCUAGAAGACGAGCACGAGGUUCUCAAGGUCAACUAUGCCCGUGAUAAGGGUGAGCUUAAGGAAAAGGAAAGGCAAAUGGAGGACCUUGAGAAUGAGCUACUGGUCGCUGAGGACAAUGUUCGAGAGCUCACAAACGAAAUGGAUGAGAUGCGGCGCCAGCUUGAAAGUGUCCUCCAUGAAAAGCAGCUACAGGAGGUCGAAGUUAAUAGAGUCACUAAUACCCUCAACGUGACAACUGAUACGAUGAAAAAGCAAUCUGCGGAACGAACCUUGCUUAUGGAGAAACUCCGAUUGAAAGAGGAGGAAUACCGUAUACCACAAGAAUCGCUGAUCAAGAUGGCGUUCUAUCUCCGUGAAAAAGGCGAUGAAGUAACCAAGUUAAACGAAUUGUUAGCCGAAAAACAGAAAACUAUAGAUGACCUUUUGUUACGAAUAGAAACGACAAACGAUCCUGCAAUUGCUUAA